UCGGCAUCAUUAAAAAAAAAUAGAUCCAAUUUUUAUAAAUCUCAACUACUAGAAACUCAACUCAACUAUGUCUGGUCGUGGUAAAGGUGGUAAAGUUAAAGGCAAGGCAAAGUCACGAUCAAAUCGUGCUGGAUUACAAUUUCCAGUUGGUCGUAUUCAUCGAUUAUUGCGUAAAGGCAAUUAUGCUGAACGCGUUGGUGCAGGUGCUCCAGUCUACUUAGCUGCCGUUAUGGAAUAUUUGGCUGCUGAAGUUCUUGAAUUGGCUGGCAAUGCAGCACGCGAUAAUAAGAAGACAAGAAUCAUUCCUCGUCAUUUACAGUUGGCCAUACGUAAUGAUGAAGAAUUGAACAAAUUAUUGUCUGGUGUUACAAUUGCACAAGGUGGUGUACUACCAAACAUUCAGGCUGUACUUUUGCCAAAGAAAACAGAAAAGAAGGCUUAAAUUAUUUUAUUUUAUUUAUUA
This is a messenger RNA of Teleopsis dalmanni, 463 nucleotides long. Its product is annotated as histone H2A. The coding region runs from base 68 to 442 and encodes 124 amino acids. Gene Ontology annotation, molecular function: DNA binding; structural constituent of chromatin; protein heterodimerization activity. NCBI's taxonomy places the organism in Eukaryota, Metazoa, Arthropoda, Insecta, Diptera, Diopsidae. The record is from RefSeq and is a predicted model, not a curated record. Gene Ontology annotation, cellular component: nucleosome. The transcript has a single exon.